This is a messenger RNA of Condylura cristata (star-nosed mole), 2708 nucleotides long. It is a transcript of the gene MSS51, whose product is annotated as MSS51 mitochondrial translational activator. The coding region runs from base 165 to 1565 and encodes 466 amino acids. The record is from RefSeq and is a predicted model, not a curated record. Lineage: Eukaryota; Metazoa; Chordata; Mammalia; Eulipotyphla; Talpidae. The transcript is spliced from 6 exons.
UUUUCACAGCUGCUUGUGAUCAGUUACCACUAGAUACUGAAUAGAUCUAACUGAAACCUGGGUCUGAUAGAAUAAGUGAAAAGUCAAAUAUGUGUAUGUCCAGCUUGCACAAUUCCAUUCUAUAUCGACUUAACUUAUAGUUUCUAGGUAUCAGUGGACAAGCCAUGGCUCCAAGGUCCCGUCGACGAAGGCACAAGAAACCCCUAUCAUUGGUGGCUCCCAUGGUUGCAACCCUGUCCACAGUUGUGACCUCACCCAUGGCUGUGACCCCUGUGCCUCAGACCCUCUCAAAACCUGGCCCUAGCAUUGAUGCACUUGGCUUCUUCUCCUUGGAGAGUAAUGUUCCUGGCCUAUCCCAAUUGAUCCUUGAAAAGCUGAACAUGAAAAGCUAUGAAGAAUACAAGUUGGUAGUAGAUGGAGGUAUUCCUGUAUCAGGUUUUGGAUUUCAAUGUCCUCAAGAAAUGUUCCAGAAAAUGGAGGACACAUUCCGAUUCUGUGCUUACUGUAGAGCACUCCCUAGUGACCUUUCAGACUCCAAGAUCCUACGCCAUUGCAAGAGAUGCAGAAAUGUCUAUUACUGUGGGCCAGAGUGCCAGAAGUCAGACUGGCCAGCACAUAGGAGGGUUUGUCAAGAGCUGAGUCUCGUAGCUGUGGACCGUCUUUUGGAAUGGCUUCUGGUCACAGGUGAUUUCACCCUACCCUCAGGACCUUGGCCAUGUCUGGCUGAAGCUGUACAAGACUGGGACACCUGGUUUUCUAUGCGGUGUUUACAACUAGAUGCUACCCUGGAUGCUGUGCUCAGUAGUCAUGCCAUGACUAACCUGUGGGCCAGUGUAGAACGGCCAAGGCCAGACCCAGUUGUCCUCCAGGGCUCUUUGAAGCGGCUACUGACAGAUACCCUAUCACGACCCUUGACACUGGGCUUAGGGAUUCGGGCCUUCAGGGUAGAUGUUGGGAAUAUUGGGGGAAGCACAGUGCAUGUGGUUGGUGCUUCCCAUGUGGAGACAUUUCUCACUCGCCCUGGGGACUAUGAUGAAUUUGGCUACAUGUUUCCUGGACACCAUGGCCUACGUGUGAUUAUGGUAGGUGUAGAUGUGGCUGCUGGCUUUUCACAGAGCACCUUCACAUCACCCCUGGAACCUGGCAGAGUUCAGCUUAUUGGCCAUAGAGGACUCUAUCAUGACUUCUGGGAGGAACAGGUAGAGACUGGACAGACACCCCAUCCAGACUUGGUGGUGGCAUUCCAUCCAGGUUUCCAUGCUUCCCUGGACUUAAUAGAGGCUUGGCUUCCCACCCUCCUGCUGCUUCGUGAUUAUGAGCUCCCUACAUUGAUUACUGUUUACAGUCAUCAGGAGUUGGAGGCCUCUAUACAGAUUCUGCUGGACCUGGAUAUACACAUCACUACCUGUGGAGCUAACCCUUUUGCAUCUCUCAAACCUGAACAGGUCUAUUCCAACCCCAACAAGCAGCCCGUAUACAGCAGUGCCUACUACAUCAUGUUUCUUGGAAGCUCCUCCCAGCUGGAUAAGAAGCAGUUGGAAGAGCAAGUAGAUGGUGGGGUUUAAAUAGCUGAGCCAGACCCUGAUUAAUGUUAGAAAAUGGGGAAGGUGUGAUAAAAUUACCCUGCUUAUACUAGAUUGUUGCCAACUCUGAAACCCACUGUAUUCUAACCCACUUGGCUAGCUGAAGAUUCUAAGCUAAACAGGAGCAUUUAUAUUGUGUGACUCUUUUCUAAAAGGUUAACCAUACGUUUCUAGUGAUAGGAUUGUAGAAUUAGGGUGUGGCAAGAGGCCUGCCUAUUCAGAUCUUUUCAGAGGCUACAGUUCCUAACUAUCCUUUGUGAGAAAGUUACACUCAAAAGUUUAACUUGAAACUGAUGGUAAUGAGAAGAAUGACAUCUUAGCCUUCCGAAAAAGACUUCCUUCUUAUCCAUCAAUAAGUCUUAAUGACUUAAAAGUGGUACGCGAAUGGGCAAUUUAGAGAAGUUGUUGGGAACACAAGGGAGGCUGUCAGAAUUGACACACAGUUAUGUUUCCCGACUUUUUAAAGUUAAAUGUCUCAUUUUCCUAUUUUCUCUUGGGGAAUUCUGACUCCAGAAUAGCUUUUUGCUCAGGUGUUAUAUUUUAGAUGUCCAGGGCAUAUCAGACUUUACUUGAAUAUACUGGAGUUAUUUGUUAUCACCUGUUCUAAAGCACAAUAAACUCAUUUUAGGGCUUAUUAAGUCAUUUGCUUUAACUUAUUUCCUAGUCACUGAGGAUUAUUACUUGUUUACACACAAGGCAUUAAGAUUGGAGGUUUCUAUUUUGCCAACAGAGUGGCUAUAUCUUCUCUGUUUGGAUCUGCCACACACCCUAUCAUACUAGCCUUGUUUUUUCACUCUGAAGAUUUGGGUAUUCUGUCACUGAACUACUUAAAAGAUAAAAUUGUACCUUCUGUGAUAAUAUGAAUGGAACUUGAGGUGAUUAUGCCAAGUGACAUCAAUCAGAAAGUGAAAGACAGUUACUAAUGGUUUUACUUAUUAGUGAAGUGAGUGAUACAAAUAAAGAAAAUAGAUUAUAAAAACAACAAAAAUAACUGAAAAAUGGUGGUUGUUAGAGGUGGGGAGGGAGGAGAGAGUGGAAGGGGCUAAAUGUGAUAGUGUAAUGGCAUCAGAACUUGGGUAGUAAGAGAAUGGCCCCUUCGCACAUCUCAAAGUGUAAAGCUAUACU